GAGAACUGCAGGACUUCUAAGAAGUGCAUGUUGAGGAAAUGGGCGUUUCUGGAGUCGGCUCCACAAAAAGGAGGAGAGCCGCAUCGUUGUUAACAUUUGCUUUCUGAACUUGGAGUACUUUUGGUGCUGUCACUAUGGCAUCCCUUUUGAUUUUUGUAACUCUACUUCAUCUCGUCAUAUUGGCGGUUCUCUUCAUCGCUACCAUGGAGAAGUUUUGGUGGGUUUGGGAUGAUACUGAGAGUUCAGACUUGUGGUACAACUGCAGAUUUGACAAUGAAACAGAGGGGUGGUUCUGUGCAACAUCAGAUGAGACUGAAUGGCUUCAGGCUGUCCAGGUUCUAAUGGUCCUGUCUGUGGUCUUCUCCGGUAUUUCAUUCCUUGUAUUCCUGGGGCAGCUCUUCACUAUGUCUAAAGGAGGACUCUUCUACCUUACUGGUGUCUGCCAGGUGUUUGCAGGCCUCAAUGACUUCACUGCCUCACUUAUUUACACGCUGCACUAUAAAGAAAUCCUGAAGGACUCCAGGGAGUUGAGCUCAGGACACUUUGGGUUCUGCUUCGUUCUGGCCUGGGUUUGUGUACCUCUGCUUCUGUGCAGUGGAAUUGUGUACAUCCAUUUGCGCAAAAGGGAAUAGAUUGCCUGCUUUACGAUCCCUGAAGAAAAUGUAAUGAAAAGAAUGCCUGUUGUUGACAUACUCCAGUGAGUGAUUAUGAACUUUGUAAUAGCCUCAUGUAAGGAAUGAGAUAUUAAAUUUUCUCUUAUUUAGACUGUAAAUAGCAGUGUAUAAAUACGCACAUGCAUCUGAAAUAUAAACUCAACACAGAUCACGCGCUGAUCAAAGGCAACCAUAACUAAUGUAUUGGAUUAUCUGAAUUAAAUUUAAUGUAAUAAAAGGGGCCACAUAAAAUCUUGUUAUACUUAACUCCCACUCAAAUACAUUAGUGACAUUCAUAUGGAAAAUUGUUAAGAUGUUGAUGUUGUAUAAAUGUCUGAAUCUAAGUUCUCCUAUGUCAGACAAAUGCAUGCAAAUAUUGACUUCAGAACACUCUAGAGGACUUAACCACAACAAACAGCGGUAUGAAUGGAGGAGGACCGACACUCUCCAGGCUUUGGGAGUGCAUGACAAACUCAUGACUCCUGUUUCUACACUAAUAGCUCCAAUAAUGCUGUCUAGAACCAUCUUAUGACUCUCAGCUUUAAAAAAACAGCUUCCUGACACGCAAAAGAAACAGGCCCAAAGUAUAGCAUACGGUAAAUACCCGAUGGUCUCACACUCACAGAGUUUAAAGGGAUAGUUCGAUUAAAAAUGUGUAGUUUUACAAUUUACUCAUCCUCAUGUCAGACUUGUAUGAUUUUUCUUCUUCUGCAGAACACAGAAGAUUUUUAGAAAGAAUGCUGGUAACCAACCAACAAUGGCUCCCAUUGACUUCCACUGCUUGACACUAAACCAAAAUUAUAUUUUUCAAAACAGCUUCUUUUGUUUUGACAUGAC
Molecule: messenger RNA, 1490 nt
Organism: Triplophysa dalaica
Lineage: Eukaryota; Metazoa; Chordata; Actinopteri; Cypriniformes; Nemacheilidae
Gene: emp3b
Product: epithelial membrane protein 3b
Exons: 5
Coding region: 135-632 (165 amino acids)
Cellular component (GO): plasma membrane
Source: RefSeq, a predicted model, not a curated record